UCCAGAAAUCCUGGUUUUGAUGCAAUUUCUAACUUUCACACCAAGCCAGGUGCCGCCGUGGGUGAUGCUCCACCGGUCGGUCCUUUUCCCAGGACUGCGAGAAGUUCUUCAGGGCUUCGGGUGGAAGGACCCGCAGUGGUGGGCGGGCAGAUGGCGGUGACGUUCGAGGAGGUGGCCAUCUACUUCUCCCCCGAGGAGUGGGCCGAGCUGGGGGGCUGGCAGCGGCGGCUCUACCGGGAGGUGAUGCUGGAGAACUACCAGGCGGUGGCCGAGCUGGGCUGGUGCCCCGUCAAGCCGGAGAUCAUCUGCCAGAUGGAGCGAGAAGAGACGCCGUGUGUGCCAGACCCCCCUGGGGCACGGCGCAGCCGCGGGACCCCUGAGCCAGGUUGUGGGUGGAAGGGCCCACAGCGGUUGGAGGGGCCGAAGCUGGGGCUGGGGGAGCCGCCGGUGGUGCCGGUGUCAGGCUUUGGUGGCCGGUGCUGA
Messenger RNA from Calidris pugnax (ruff), 483 nucleotides. Its product is annotated as zinc finger protein 707-like. Lineage: Eukaryota; Metazoa; Chordata; Aves; Charadriiformes; Scolopacidae. Gene Ontology annotation, biological process: regulation of DNA-templated transcription. The transcript is spliced from 5 exons. The coding region runs from base 151 to 483 and encodes 110 amino acids. The record is from RefSeq and is a predicted model, not a curated record.